Messenger RNA from Mycena citricolor, 1371 nucleotides. The record is from the annotation of a GenBank genome assembly. Lineage: Eukaryota; Fungi; Basidiomycota; Agaricomycetes; Agaricales; Mycenaceae.
CGCCUUCAUAAUCCGAGAGGAAAGUUGUCGGUGAUCAAGAAAAGAGUCUCUGAUGACAUUGAUGGCAAGCAGGUGCAAAGGAAUAUCCUCCCGAGUAGGACAGUCAUCACUCCGCUGAGACCACCGUUCACUGGCAUGCUGCAACGUCAGAUUCGAUUCUUGUCGCGCUCAGCUAUCGUGCGUGCAGACCCGUGGCCUCUCCCCCAUUCGCCGGAGCAUCUAUCCAACACUCAAACUCCGUCUGACGCUCCAGCUCCAACCCCUCUUCCGCGACUGAACGAGAAUGUGUCGACAAUGCGCGCACGGCUCGUAUAUCAGUCACGGAAACGUGGGACACUGGAGAGUGACCUGAUUUUGAGCACAUUUGCUCGGGAAAAUCUGCCGACAAUGUCCGAGGCGGAGCUCAAGGAGUAUGAUAAGCUCUUGGACGAAGCAGACUGGGACAUUUACUAUUGGGCUACCGCGGAGCGAACGCCUCCGCCACGAUGGGCCGAUUCUCCAAUCCUCGCAAAGCUCAAGAUACACGCGAGGAACGAAGGCAAAGUCGUUCGUCGGAUGCCGGAGCUGUCAUAAGAACACAUUAGCAACAAUGGAAGUAGGAAGCUAGGACGGCGAUAUUCGCAUUGAACUGUGACUAUUACACAACUGCGAGAACUGUGCUAGCACGCAAACUAUCUGCCUUGAUAUCCCACUGCCCUGCAGCCCACACACAGACAAAAUCCAACAACUCAACCGCGCCAAAGAAAUGCCCGACAUCACGUCCAUUAAAAGUGCAGCCUCGCAAGAAAAGUGAGAAAGAGGUUCUGGGUCGACAUAGCAAGCAAAUCGUGAGGGUCGAUAAAAAUACAGUCGUGAAGGAACCAGAAUGGAAGGGGACGAUUUGCUUGUGUUUAGUGUAAUAUAUGAGACGAGGUACUGCGGAAAUGGGUCAUGUAGUCGGUGGCGGCUGCUUGGUGAAAGAGCAGUGGCAGACCGCGCCUCAGAUAGCUCUUCAUCGAGGUCCUGGCUGGCCACGAUAAGCCCCAGGCCCUGGUGCCAUUGAUCCGUUCGCCCGCAUCGGCAUUGGCGAUCGUUGUUGGGGAGCGCCACCAUUGCUCUGGUAAAGGACCUGUGGCUGGGGUUGCAUAUGCUGCACAAUAGGGCGGGGAGGUCCCAUGGGUUGCGCUGGUUUCAUCUGUUGCUGCUGUUGCUGCGGCUGCUGCGGCUGGGGCCGUUGCACAUCGUCCUGGGUCGCGCUCGGAUCGACAUACAAUCCACGGUGACCAGAUUGAUCGCAAGUCCAAGAUGUCCAAAGCGACCUGAUCGACCGAUACGGUGGAGAUAGGUCUCCGAGUUCUUGGGAAAAUCGAAGUUGAUGACGACGUUCACCGC